UCUCUUUCCAGACACAUCAUCUCAGAACUGGAGCACCUGGUCUUUGUCAACACGGAUGUGGGCCGCUGUCGGGCCUGGCUGAGGCUGGCCCUUAACGAUGGGCUGAUGGAGUGCUACCUGAAACUGCUCCUCCAGGAGCAGGCCCGACUCUGCGAGUACUACCAGCCCACAGCCCUGCUGCGGGAUGCUGAGGAGGGUGAGUUCCUCCUUAGCUUCCUGCAGGGGCUCACGUCCUUAUCCUUCGAGCUCUCCUACAAGUCUGCCAUCUUAAACGAAAGGACACUCACCCCACUGGCCCUCUCUGGGCUUUGCCCACUCACUGAGCUCGAGCCUCUCACUACCUCUGCUGCAGAACUACAGCGGAAGGAGUCUCUGGAUUCAAUUUCCCACUCCUCAGGCUCAGAGGACAUCGAAGUCCAUCACUCAGGCCAUAAGAUCCAGCGGAACAGGAAGCUCACCGCGUCCUCUCUCAGCCUAGACACAGCCAGUUCAUCCCAGCUAUCCUGCAGCCUGAACUCCGAUAGCUGCCUGCUCCAAGAGAAUGGGUCCAAGAGCCCAGACCAUUCUGAGGAGCCCAUGUCCUAUGACUCAGACCCUGGCACAGCAAAUGUGGAUGAUGCGGACCCAUCUCUGCAACAAUAAGCAUCUUUCCCCUCU
Perognathus longimembris pacificus (Pacific pocket mouse) is the source of this 657-nucleotide messenger RNA. RefSeq names its product pleckstrin homology domain-containing family M member 1-like. The transcript has a single exon. NCBI's taxonomy places the organism in Eukaryota, Metazoa, Chordata, Mammalia, Rodentia, Heteromyidae. The record is from RefSeq and is a predicted model, not a curated record. Bases 106 to 642 code for a protein of 178 amino acids.